Molecule: messenger RNA, 1915 nt
Organism: Andrographis paniculata
Lineage: Eukaryota; Viridiplantae; Streptophyta; Magnoliopsida; Lamiales; Acanthaceae
Exons: 9
Coding region: 60-1550 (496 amino acids)
Cellular component (GO): plasma membrane
Source: RefSeq, a predicted model, not a curated record
UCCGGAAGCGGCUGGGGCGGUGGUUGUGGCGGAGCAAAUAUGCUGCGCCGCUGCUGAGGAUGUAUGCAUUUUUUUUUUUCGCAGAGGUUCCACACCGAGAAUCACGAUUCUCACUCAUAUUCUCUGAGCUCGGUGGGUCCAGAUCACACACUCUAUGUGCAGCAGCUGCAGGUCAGAGCCUUGUGCCUUCCGGUUUCCGCACUGUUUCCCAAUUCGAUUGCAGAUUGCGAGUUGGAGCCGAAGGAAUGAGGCGAGGAGAAUUUCCAAGCUUCAGCAUUCUAGCCCUAACGGCUCUUCUACUUCUCUGUAUACAUGAUCCAGUUAGCUUCCUGUUGGGUGAUCAUGGGAGUCUUAGGUUUGCUCUGGCUGAGAGAAGAAACGAUGAGCUUUUACCCCAAAUAUCCCCUACUGCAGCGCCUCAGCCGUUUCUUCCUCUUCUUGCACCUUCUCCAUUAACACCAUUCACAAAUAGUACAGUCCCAAAAUUAUCUGGAAUUUGUGUUCUGAACUUCACUGCCGUCACAAGCAUGAUGAUGGUGACAUCGACUGAUUGUAUGGCUGCAUUUGCGCCGGUCUUAGCCAAUGUGGUUUGCUGUCCCCAGGUGGAGGCCAUGCUGACCAUUCUCAUUGGUCAAUCCAGCAAGCGCACGAAUACACUUUCUUUAAAUGGGACCCAUGCGGCGCAUUGCCUUUCCGAUUUUGAACAGAUUCUGGAGAGUCAGGGAGCCAAUGAUAGCCUAUCUCAGAUAUGCUCUGUUCGUUCAAAAACUCUUACUGAAGGUUCCUGCCCUGUUACUGAUGUUUCUGAGUUCGAGAGUAUGGUAGAUUCAUCUAACCUUCUUUCUGCCUGUGAGAAGAUUGAUAGUGUUAAUGAAUGUUGUGAACAAGUCUGUCAGAAUGCUAUUUUAGAUGCUGCUCAGAAGCUUGCUCAGAAAGCUUUGAACCUUCUGAGCUUGGAUGAUUCUCGCGUACAGUCUGACCAUUCGAAUAGGAUUAAUGACUGCAAAAGUGUAGUGCUCCGAUGGCUUGGAAGUAAACUCGACCCUUCUCGUGCAAAAGAAGUUCUUCGAGGAUUAUCUAAUUGCAGGAUUAAUAAAGGGUGUCCUCUGAAGUUUCCAAACAUGAGUUACGUAAUGGAAGAAUGCGGCGCUGGAACAAGUAACGAGACUGCAUGUUGUCAUUCUGUCGAGAACUAUGUAGCGCGCCUGCAAAGGCAGAGCUUCGUCACAAACUUGCAGGCAUUAAAUUGCGCCACGGCAUUUGGAGUGAAGCUACAGAAAGCAAACAUUACGAAGAACGUGUACAGCCAGUGCCGCGUCAGCCUCAAGGACUUCUCCAUCCAAGUCGGUGCUCAGGAGUCGGGAUGCCUUUUGCCAAGCUUGCCAUCAGAUGUAAUACUCGACCAAUCUGCCGGGGUCAGCUUCCUGUGUGAUUUGAAUGACAACAUUCCGGCUCCUUGGCCAGUUGCAUCUCAGUUGCCCGCCUCAUCGUGCAACAAAAGUAACUGUGAAAAUUCCUGCCCUCCCUGCAGCUGCUUCGGGCCAAAGUAGUUUUGGCAGCGCGAGGAUGUGUUCGUUGCUGUGCUCGAUUUUUUAUGCUGUGGUUUUGGCUCUCUUGUAAAAACACUUAGAAGAAAAGGGGCAGUGUUUGUUGAGUAGCAGAUUUGGUAGCUGAAGAAGAACAGCCAGGGCAGUUAGGAGAUUGCAUUUGCAGCCAUAGCAGCACAGCCAACAGGUUUGGUAAGAUAUAUAUAUAUAUAUAUAUUCAGUUAUGAGAUUAGUUGUGUUCUUGGUAUGGUUUUGGUCUAAUUCAUAUGUAAUAAAUAGUAGCAGUACAUUAUUGUUAUUUUUUUCCCUCCAAAUUAACUUGUGUCAAUGUAAUAAUAAUAAUAAUAAUAAUAAUUAAUUAGCAUGUA